CAGGACAACACUUGACACGACAACCCUUCACCAAAUUUGUCGCCAUGGAGAAAGACUCGGAGACACCAUGGCGAUGCCUUUUAGCCAUACUGGCCGUGCUGCUAACAGCUGCACUGCGCCGGCGAUGGGCAAAUCUUCCUGCGCCUUCUUCAGCGAUGCUGGGUGGUGGUCUACUCAUGCUCCUCACUGCGGUGUUGGCCACGGUGAAUCGGGUCUUUUAUAAAGUGGCGCUCGUGCCCUUGGGUGACUACGUCUUCUUCUUGGCGCAGUUUACCACCUUCGGCUACGUCUUUGUCUACUGGAGCGCCUUCCUCUUCAACCGCAGCCGAGGCGCCAUCUCAGAUGGGCAGCUGUCCUUUGCUGGACGUCGAUGGCAGACCUUCGCUUGGAUUGGUGCUCUUGAAGCUGGCUCCGUGCUGCUGGGGAUGCUGAGCGCCAAGUCCUUGCCAGGCGAAAUUCUGCCUGUGCUGUCGAAGCUUUUCUUGGUCUUCCAAAUGGCCUUUUCCAAAAUGCUGCUUAAGCGAAGAUAUUCUCAAAGCCAGCUGUCAGGCUGCGCCCUUUGCGUCCUGGGUGUGGUUGCCUCUGCAGGCAGUAGUCUCAGACUGCGGAGCUUCGAUGCAUCUCCGGCUGUGCUCUUCAUCCUCUCACUGGCCUUGCCUGCUUUGGCAUCAGUGUUAAAGGAGAAGCUAUUCGCCGAUGCCCGCGCGACCUUGAGUGAAGAGCUCAAUGUCUUUGUGGUGAACACUUUGGGCUCCAGCUGUCAGGCAGUCUGUGUGCUGCUCCUUUUGCCCGUCUUGGCCGAGCUCCAGGGUGUCGGGGACAUCCGGGAGUACCUGGAGGAGGGCGCCAGUGCCUUUCUGUCUGCGCCGAUCUGGCCCUGCUUCUACCUCGCCGUCAACCUCUUCUUCAACGUGAGUGUCCUGAUCUUGUUGCGGACCACCUCCGCGGUCUCGGUCUCCUUGGCCAUGGCUUUGGCCGUGCCCAUCACCGCUUUGGUCUUCGCCAGUUGGGAUGUGCCCCUGGUGGGCCAAGGCCAACCGUUGGAUAGGUUCUUUGGCCUUGGAUUGCUUUUGAUCCUUGGUGGCUUGAGCUUGUACCAUGGUUGGCUGAAAGGCACAGCCAAGACAUCCAAAGUCUGAGCCGGCUUCAUCACAGGGCGGAUCUCACCGAUCGGAUCUGCCUCCGUUUGACAAACUCUUAUGUUUACUGCCUCAACAUCAGUUGAUGAUGCAUGAAGAAAGUUGGAUCAAACGAGC
Messenger RNA from Durusdinium trenchii, 1256 nucleotides. The record is from the annotation of a GenBank genome assembly. Lineage: Eukaryota; Dinophyceae; Suessiales; Symbiodiniaceae.